AUGGGGCAACGCUUUGCCCCAUCGUACGCCAACCUGUACAUGAGCGAGUGGGAGCGGGAGGCCCUGGCCAACAACAUCGUCUACAACAUUAUGUUGACAACCUCAUCAUCUCAGGACUGGAGGGCAACGCGACGUGGACGAGGGCGCCAGCCCACCAGGAACGGCCUGCUACCACUGGCUCUUUUCAAGCCUUUUCAUGUGUUGAAGGAACUUGUCAGUCCGAUCAUCCAGAGGCAGAACACCAACUACCGGGAUUGUAUCUCCGUUGGGGAGCCGCUGAUGAUUACACUGCGCUUCUUGGCAACAGGGGAAAGCUUCAGGAGCCUUUCUUACCAGUUCCGAGUGGGAGUAUCAACAAUUCGGCAAUUGGUUCCUGAAACCUGUGCAGCAAUCUACCAGGUUUUAAAGGAGAAAUACCUGAAGUGCCCAUACACAAUUGAAGAGUGGCAGCAAGUAGCCGAUGGAUUCCAGGCUCAGUGGAACUUCCCAAACUGCCUAGGUGCUCUGGAUGGGAAACACAUCAACAUUCGCCCCCCCCCCGGAACUGGAUCAACAUUCUACAACUACAAACAUACAUUUUCCAUAGUCCUAAUGGCACUGGUUGACAGCAAUUACAAGUUCCUUUAUGUAGAUGUUGGUUGCAAUGGGCGGAUUUCUGAUGGCGGAGUGUUUGGUGGAUGCUCACUGCAGGAUGCUCUGGAGAAGAGAACAUCCAACAUCCCUGCCCCUGCAUCACUUCCUGCUUCUGACCAGCUGGCUCCUUAUUGCAUUGUGGCAGAUGAGGCAUUUCCCUUGAAGGAGUACCUCAUGAAGCCAUAUCCGAACCGCAGGCUAUCUGUAGAGCAACGCAUCUUCAAUUACAGGCUGUCACGAGCUCGGAGGGUGGUAGAAAACGCUUUUGGAAUCCUAGCCAAUCGUUUUCGGGUCUUUCUAACCACCAUUAACAUUCAAGACACUGCCAAAGUGGAGGACAUUGUUUUGGCUUGCUGUGCUCUGCACAACUUCCUGCGGACCGAGAGCUGUGACCAAUACAUGGCAGGGAUCGUUGACCAGGAAGGACCAAAUCAUGACACUGUCCCAGGAAGAUGGAGACAAGACCCUGACCUACAGCAGGCUUCCCUGCCACACACAACCAAUGCUACAACACGAGCCAAGCAGCACAGGGAUGAGCUAUGCCGUUACUUCAUGUCUGAUAUCGGUGCAGUGCCUUUUCAGUGGGGCAAAAUAUAGGAAAUGUGUAUGCCUAUUGAUUGUAUGAUAUUGUAGUGUCUGACUGACAAGAAAACAACUUGGCUGUGUGUUUCAGGUCUAUGGCUGUAGUCUAAAAAUACACAAUAAAGUUAUUUUGCAUGAU
This is a messenger RNA of Epinephelus moara (kelp grouper), 1354 nucleotides long. RefSeq lists its product as uncharacterized. The transcript has 6 exons. The coding region runs from base 1 to 1230 and encodes 409 amino acids. The record is from RefSeq and is a predicted model, not a curated record. Lineage: Eukaryota; Metazoa; Chordata; Actinopteri; Perciformes; Serranidae.